Mucor mucedo is the source of this 2038-nucleotide messenger RNA. Its product is annotated as alkaline-phosphatase-like protein. Gene Ontology annotation, biological process: phenol-containing compound metabolic process. The transcript is spliced from 6 exons. The record is from RefSeq and is a predicted model, not a curated record. Gene Ontology annotation, molecular function: arylsulfatase activity; glycosaminoglycan binding; N-acetylglucosamine-6-sulfatase activity. The coding region runs from base 78 to 1988 and encodes 636 amino acids. NCBI's taxonomy places the organism in Eukaryota, Fungi, Mucoromycota, Mucoromycetes, Mucorales, Mucoraceae.
CUGGUUUGAAAGACAUAUAAAUUAAUUAUUUUUUUUAUAUACUUGGCCAUUUAUCAAUCAACGACCAUCUUUCUAAUAUGAAAUUAGCGGGCAUAUUAUUAGGCACUGUUGCCUUAAUUGCAUUAACUAAUGCUAAAGAACAAAAGAAACCCAAUAUCGUAUUCAUUUUUACAGAUGACCAAGACUAUCGACUGGAUUCUUUAAAUUAUAUGCCAAAUGUCCAAAAGUAUCUUGUCAAUGAAGGUACGAUGUACAAGAAUCAUUACGCUACCAUUGCUAUCUGCUGUCCUAGUCGUGUUGGUCUUUUGCGAGGUCAAUAUGCUCAUAAUACAAAUAUAACAGAUGUGUCCCCUCCCUAUGGUGGUUAUAAUCGUUUCAACACACUAAAAUUAGGCGAUGACUAUUUACCCCUUUGGCUACAAAAAUCUGGUUACAAUACUAAUUACAUUGGUAAAUUAAUGAAUCAAUAUAGCGUUAAUAAUUACAAUGAUCCCACACCCAAAGGCUUUGAUUAUCAAGAACAGUUAGUGGAUCCUUAUACAUAUGUAUAUAAUACUGCUGUGUUCUCUGUGAAUGGUGAGGCUCCUGUUUAUUAUAAGGAUGCUUAUCAAACUGAUAUUGUUCAUGCAAAGACACGUGCUGCUCUCAAGAGGGUGCAAGCUCAAGAUGAUCCCUUCUUUCUGUGGGUUGCACCUAUGGCUCCCCAUGGUCAGUUUGAAAUUGGAAAUGAUGGAUCUAUGAAAACAAGCUCUCCAGUUCCAGCUGCUCGUCAUGCUCAUCUUUUUAAGGAUGUCCAAAUCCCUCGUACCCCACAUUUCAAUCCCGAAACUCAAGUUAAAACAGCUUCGUAUUGGAAGGAGCUCGAAAAGCUAAACGCUACACUGGUUGAGGAAUUUGAUGAAACAUAUAGAAAUCGUCUGCGUGCGUUACAAUCCGUAGAUGAAAUGGUUGGCACAAUAUUUGAGGAACUGGAGAAGUCUGGAGAGCUUGAUAAUACAUUUGUUAUUUAUAGUGCAGAUAAUGGAUAUCAUCUUGGGCAACAUAGGGCUCUUCCUGGUAAAUGUACUAACAUGGAAGAAGAUAUCAACGUCCCUUUUAUUGUACGUGGUCCUGGGGUUGAAAAAGGAAAAACAAGUGAGCUUGUCAGCGCUCAUCACGAUUUAGCUCCUACAUUUGUUGCUUUGGCUGGUGGUGACCAAUACAUUCCAUCUUGGGUUGAUGGCGGUGUUAUUCCUUUAACAAAGGCACUCAAGAAUCAUCGCAAACAUAUUUCCAAAGAAAGUUUCGCCGUAGAGUUUUGGAGUGAGUACCAGAUGGCCGAGAAUUACGAUAAUAUGCAAGUGAAAGGUCCAAACACAUAUAAAACGCUUCGUGUCAUCUCUGAGGAUUACAAUUACAUGUAUACUGUAUGGUGUACAGGAGAGCAUGAAUUUUACGACUUGAAAAAGGAUCCUUAUGAAAUGAAUAACUUGUAUGAUCAAGCGAAUAUACAGCUUGUCAAUAGGUUGGAUGCAUUGUUAAUAGUUCUCAAAUCCUGUCGUGCAGAAACAUGUCGUGAUCCUUGGAAAGUGCUUCACCCAACAAAUAAAUCUGUAAAAACAUUGCAGGACGCACUUGACGAGAAAUACAACGCACAUUACACUCAAUUCAAAACAGUUCAAUAUGAAGAGUGUAUCGGUUACUAUGAUGCUGCGAAUGAAUUACCUCAAAUCGGACAACAUUUUACAGCUAACACAACGAAACGUCAUAAUGAUGUCGCUAAUCAAUAUGUCCUCAAAAGCCUUCGAAAAAGAUCUAACGAGGAGGGCAAGUUUAUUUUACCAAAGGAGUACCAUGACUUGUUUAAAUUAGUUCCCGAAUCAACCAAAAGUGUAGGACAUGCUGUACCUGAUGAAGACUUUGAAAGUCAUGCUCUUCCAAUCGAUGAUAAAUUAAUACAAAAUCCUGUCAAUUGGGCAGAAUACAAUUUUUAUGGCUUUGGAAAUUAGAAUCUUGUAGAAAAAAAAAUGCACUUAAUAAAAAAUGACGUUAUGACGAC